AUGCAUAUGAGAAGUGCACAGGCACGUGUAGCAAGUCUGCCUGUUUUGAUAUUUGUGCAGCUAGUCUUCUCUCUCCUCCUUCCUUGUCUAAUAUUUUCUCAACUUGGAAGAGCAAUUACUCUAGAAAAUUUGUUGGAGUGGUGGUAUAUUCCUGUCAAUGUCAUUAUGGCUACAAUAUCAGGAUCCUUAAUUGGUUUUAUUGUCGCAUGCAUUGUUCGACCCCCAUAUCCAUAUUUCAAGUUCACUAUCAUACAUAUUGGAAUUGGGAACAUCGGGAAUAUACCUCUUGUGCUUAUUGCAGCUUUAUGUCGAGAUGAAUCCAAUCCAUUUGGUGACUCUAACAAAUGUAGCCAAGAUGGAAACGCAUAUAUAUCAUUUGGUCAGUGGGUUGGCGCAGUUGUUCUGUACACUUACGUGUUUCAGAUGCUUGCUCCACCCCCUGGAGAAACCUUUGAUAGCCUUGAAGAGGAGAAGCUCCCAAUUGCGGCUCCUGUUAUUGCUAUUAAUAAUGCUGUACCUGAGCAAGUGCCGUUGCUAACUCAACAAAAGCCUGAGGCAAUAAUCUUAGAAUCUUCAAAAAGAGGAAAAAUAAUCAGCCGGCUGCACCAUCUUGUUGAAAAAUUGAAGCUAAAACAGAUUUUUCAGCCUCCUAUAACUGCUUCUAUCCUGGCAAUUGUUAUUGGAACUGUACCUUUCCUAAAGAAAUUGAUCCUUACAGACGAUGCUCCAUUUUUCUUUUUCACUGACAGCUGUCUCAUUCUCGGGUAUGAUGUCCUCUUGUUCAUUUUUAUCAUAACACUUUAGCUGUUUAUGUAGUAUAAAUAAUAUUUCUUAUCUAAUGGAAAUAGAGUUUGCAGUCUUGACGGUGGCUAGCAGACGUGAUUGAUCUAAGUUACAAAAUUAAAACUUUUCUUUUCUCCUUCACAAGCCUGCUGAAAAGUAAUCCACCAGAUAAAUACUUGUCUAUCACGAGAUUAGAAAAUAUAGUUGACUGUCAAUGAGGUAGGGCCAUAUUAGUUGAUUAGCAAAUCCGGCCACCCCCGGCGACUGGCGGCGGCGAACACGCCGACGGCUAGAGCAAGCCGUUUUGGACCCAAAUCUGGCGAUCAGCCGGCUCCAACCCACCACACGUCAUGGCCAAGCAGUGAAAGAAGAGGAGAGAAAGGCUAAGGAUUCUCACCUCCGCCCCAACGUACAGCGCCUCUCUC
Phoenix dactylifera (date palm) is the source of this 1208-nucleotide messenger RNA. The record is from RefSeq and is a predicted model, not a curated record. Lineage: Eukaryota; Viridiplantae; Streptophyta; Magnoliopsida; Arecales; Arecaceae.